AUGGCGCAGGCGGGGAGAGUUGGUCCGGGGGCCUGGGGGCGGCGGUGCGUGGGCGGGGAUGUGGCUCCGGUCUGCGCACCUUGGCGCUGGGCCUCCGCGCUGCUCUGGCUGGCGGCGGCGGCGGCGGCAGCGGCGGCGGCGAGCGGCCCCUCCCGGCGCCAGUGGCCGGUGCCUUACAAACGCUUUUCCUUCCGUCCGGAACCAGAUCCUUACUGUCAAGCUAAAUACACUUUCUGUCCCACUGGCUCCCCUGUCCCAGUGAUGAAGGAUGAUGAUGUCAUUGAAGUCUUUCGUUUACAAGCCCCAGUGUGGGAAUUUAAAUAUGGAGACCUCCUGGGACACUUGAAAAUUAUGCACGACGCCAUUGGAUUCAGGAGUACUUUAACUGAAAAGAACUACACAAUGGAAUGGUAUGAACUUUUCCAGCUUGGAAACUGCACAUUUCCCCAUCUCCGACCUGAAAUGAAUGCCCCUUUCUGGUGUAAUCAAGGAGCUGCCUGCUUUUUUGAAGGAAUUGAUGAUAUUCACUGGAAGGAAAAUGGGACGUUAGUUCUAGUAGCAACCAUAUCAGGAGACAUAUUUAACAAAAUGGCAAAGUGGGUAAAACAGGACAAUGAAACGGGGAUUUAUUAUGAGACAUGGACUGUCCAAGCCAGCCCAGAAAAAGGGGCAGAGACAUGGUUUGAAUCCUACGACUGUUCCAAAUUUGUGUUAAGGACAUAUAAGAAGUUGGCUGAACUUGGAGCAGACUUCAAGAAGAUAGAAACCAACUAUACAAGAAUAUUUCUUUACAGUGGAGAACCUACUUACUUGGGAAAUGAAACAUCUGUUUUUGGGCCAACAGGAGACAAGACUCUUGCUUUAGCCAUAAAAAGAUUUUAUUGUCCUUUCAAACCACAUUUGUCAACUAAAGAGUUUCUUUUGAGUCUCUUGCAAAUUUUUGAUGCUGUGAUUAUACACAGACAGUUCUAUUUGUUUUAUAAUUUUGAAUAUUGGUUUUUACCUAUGAAAUUCCCUUUUAUUAAAAUAACAUAUGAAGAAAUCCCUUUACCUAACAGAAACAGAACACUCUCUGGUUUAUAAAACCUUAAUUCUACUGCUUUUUUUUUCUACUAGCUCAUCAGUUUUUCAGGGAGUGGUUUUACAUGUGUGGAUUUCUUAGGCCUUUCUUCCUUGGGACAGAAAGGUAAAAUACACAUGGGCAGAAUUGCUGCAUAAUAAUAUCUCGGGAAUUUUUUUGGAAAGAAGCUGAAAACUCUUAUUGUGUUGGCCAAAGUGAACCCAUUAGGUGAUCUUGAUUUCAAUCUCCAAGGCUUUGUUAAUAUGGAGAAUUAUAUCAUGUCAUCAGAUAUACAGGAUCUUUGGACUCAGAAUGUGAAAUUGUGGAUAUGGUGUGCCAAAACUAAAAAUACUGUCAGUGACAUUGUCAUGGUGGGAGCUACUUUUUGCAGAUAUGGUAAUUACACUUUCUCAUUUAGGUACUUUCUGGUAGUUUUGACACACUUUACAGCCUUUGUAACUUCUAGAGCCAGUCCUAGUAGUUUGAUUUUGUUCUAUCCACUUAACCUUAAAGAGUAAUUGGGACACCACAGCUGGAGUGGUCAUGCUUCCAGAUGUGGUAAAAUCAGUGAUAAAGAGCACAAGUUUCUGGCUAGCAUUUUAGAACUAGCCAGUAACUGGUAUUUUGUGAUUUAAGCAACUUAUCAUUUCCAAACCUUAGUUUCCUUAUCUCGAAAAUGAUUCAUCUGUCACGAUUGUUGUAAAGACUGAAGCCAUGUAUAGUUUGGCCUAGUAAGGUCACAGUAAGUGGUAACUAUGACGAUUAAUCAGAGAACAAACUGCCAUCAUUGAUCUUGCCUAAUGUGGUUUACAGGCCAGCCUUUCCUGGCUUUGUAAUAAUCACCCAGACUCUGAGUGGGCAGCAUAGUGCUUCUGCGGUUCUUCACACAUACGGAACAUGGAAGUAUCUGACUGCAGGUACAUCUGGGUGAACGGGCACCCUUUAACUAACUCCUUCACUGCUUCACACAGUCCCUCCGCCGCCCACUAAAGCUGCCAGCAGUGGAAGAAGGUACACUUCCCAGAGAGAGGGCAGGUUUUUGUCAAGGAUCGCCAAGUAGCCGUGCUUCCAUUAGGGCCAUCAAACAAGGUUUCAAGGUCCUUUAAGUGUCUGAUAACUGAACACCUUGUUUCUAUUCAUGGAAAAAAUACCUACCAGUCAGGAAAAUGAUGAGGCAGAGAUCAGAGAAAACAGUCUGUAUUUAAUAUGUAAAUGUACCAAUUCUAUUCAGUUUCUGCCCACAUUUGAGUGCUUCCUAAGAGGUUAGUACAUUGAGUUCUCAUAAAAAGCCUAAGCGUAGGUACUCUUCACGUGACUUAAAUGAGGAAAUUGAGACUUAGAAAGGUUACGUGACCUUUCCACAGCUACCCACCUAGUGGUAAUGGAGCCUCAUUUUGAACCAGGUUCUGCUGACUGAAUGGGAUGCACCAGCAAGCAGGUUUUUCAGUGCUGCUCAAAGUGUGGUCCUCAGACCAGUGCCUGGACCAUAAGUUACUAACACCAUAUGUUCUGGUCUGUGAGGAGGAACUCUUAAAGCAACUUGUUGGACUAAUUUUGUUUCUGUUGAAUCCAAUUAAAAAACAAAACAAAA
Messenger RNA from Lagenorhynchus albirostris (white-beaked dolphin), 2651 nucleotides. RefSeq names its product CLN5 intracellular trafficking protein (gene CLN5). Gene Ontology annotation, cellular component: lysosomal membrane; lysosome. Lineage: Eukaryota; Metazoa; Chordata; Mammalia; Artiodactyla; Delphinidae. The record is from RefSeq and is a predicted model, not a curated record. Gene Ontology annotation, molecular function: hydrolase activity, acting on glycosyl bonds. Bases 1 to 1083 code for a protein of 360 amino acids. Gene Ontology annotation, biological process: lysosome organization. The transcript is spliced from 4 exons.